Messenger RNA from Lacerta agilis (Sand lizard), 955 nucleotides. RefSeq names its product RAB20, member RAS oncogene family (gene RAB20). The transcript has 2 exons. Gene Ontology annotation, molecular function: GTP binding; GTPase activity. Bases 13 to 714 code for a protein of 233 amino acids. Gene Ontology annotation, biological process: intracellular protein transport. Lineage: Eukaryota; Metazoa; Chordata; Lepidosauria; Squamata; Lacertidae. The record is from RefSeq and is a predicted model, not a curated record. Gene Ontology annotation, cellular component: endomembrane system.
UCCGGAGCGAGCAUGAAGCCCGACGGGAAGGUGGUGCUCCUGGGCGACGUGAACGUGGGCAAGACGUCGCUGCUGCAGCGCUACACCGAGCGCCGCUUCCACGACACCGCCAGCACCGUCGGCGGCGCCUUCUGCCUCCGCCAGUGGGGGCCGCACAGCAUCUCCGUCUGGGACACGGCAGGUCGUGAGCAAUUUCAUGGACUUGGAUCUAUGUACUGCAGAGGAGCAGCAGCUGUUAUCCUCACUUACGAUGUAACCAACAUGCAGAGCAUCUUGGAACUUGAGGAUCGGUUCCUGGCCUUGACAGACACUGCCAGUGCAGACUGCAUCUUUGCUAUUGUUGGGAACAAAGUGGAUCUCACAGAUGCUUUUGCCUCUUUGUCAGAAACAGAAGGGGAACAUCAGCCUGAGCAGCCCAUCAGCAGUCUCAUUUCUACCAAGUUGAAAAAACAAGUCCAUAUGAGUGAUGCCAUAGCACUUUAUAAGAAGAUCCUAAAAUACAAAAUGUUGGAUGAGAAGAAUGCUCCAGCAGCAGAAAAAAUGUGUUUUGAAACUAGUGCAAAAACAGGGUAUAAAGUGGACCACGUAUUUGAAACUGUAUUUGAGAUGGUGGUACCAGUAAUUUUGCAGCAGAAAACUGAAGGGUCACUGCAAACUGUAGAUUUAAAUAAUAUCAAGACAACUAAAAACAUACAAUCCAGCUGCUGCAAAUAAACAACAAAUGAAGGAUAUAUAAAAAUAUAAAGGUGAAGCAGAUCAACUACUUUUUUGGCUUAAUAGAUCCAUGAAACUGAACUUGAUUAAUAGAAUGGAUUAACAGAGGCAAACACUUAAUUGGGGAAGGUUUGAAACAAUGGUAUAAAAUUUGAUUUUUAAGUAAUGGUUCCCUAUAAAGCAAUUAUUUAAAACUUCUCUAUCCAGCUGAGUGUGAUUUAUCCACAUUAAAUACAUUAUA